AUAAUGGUAGUGAAAGUUUCAGAUGCUAGUGGUGAAGCUUGGCUUUCUCUGUUCAAUGAACAAGCAGAGAGAAUAUUUGGGUGCUUUGUUGAUGAGCUUGAUAAGCUGAAAUCACAGGAGGGAGAAGAGAACCUAUUCCAACAGAAAUUGAAGGAAGCUAUUUGGGUCCCUCAUCUUUUCCGGAUUAGUGUUGCACAACAUGAGUACAUGAACGAGAAAAGGCACAGGAUAACAGCCAGGGCUGUUGUUCCAGUUGAUUUUGCAGCUGAAUCCAGAUUACUGUUGGAGGAGAUAUCAAAGAUGAAGACUUCACAAUAGGCUCCUUAGUUUAUUUUGUUCUUUGGAUAACAAUAUUUAGUCAGUAUGCCUUCAGUUCCCUCUAUAUCUUAAGACACAUCCCAUUGAAUAUAGAGGAAGCUUAAUCCUAACUUGGAAUGCACAUACCAUUAUUGUAAUAUAUGUUUUGCAGACAUACAUGUGGUUUUGUUGCAUUGUAGAAAAAUCACUUAAAAAGCAGUUUCACGACUUGGGUUUCCA
Molecule: messenger RNA, 537 nt
Organism: Vitis riparia (riverbank grape)
Lineage: Eukaryota; Viridiplantae; Streptophyta; Magnoliopsida; Vitales; Vitaceae
Product: replication protein A 70 kDa DNA-binding subunit B-like
Exons: 2
Coding region: 4-318 (104 amino acids)
Source: RefSeq, a predicted model, not a curated record